Molecule: messenger RNA, 6639 nt
Organism: Calypte anna (Anna's hummingbird)
Lineage: Eukaryota; Metazoa; Chordata; Aves; Apodiformes; Trochilidae
Gene: GTF3C1
Product: general transcription factor IIIC subunit 1
Exons: 37
Coding region: 25-6486 (2153 amino acids)
Biological process (GO): 5S class rRNA transcription by RNA polymerase III; transcription initiation at RNA polymerase III promoter
Cellular component (GO): transcription factor TFIIIC complex
Molecular function (GO): DNA binding
Source: RefSeq, a predicted model, not a curated record
CCGAAGGCGGAAGCGGCGGCGGCAAUGGAGGCGCUGUGGGCGCUGCUGGACGAGGUGGCCCUGGAGGGGUUGGACGGGAUCACCCCGGCCGUGCUCUGGCAGCGCCUCACCGCCCGCUCCCCGCCCUUCCCGCUGCCCCUGGAGCCCGCAACGCAGCAGCUCCUCUGGGCCGCGCUCAGCGCGCAGCCCGACCUCCGCUUCUACCUCCUGCCGCGGCCGAGACCCCCGCUCCGCCUGCACGACCGAUAUGAAGAAAUUGACCUAGAAACAGGAAUAUUGGAAAGCAAAAAGGAUCCCAGUCCCUCAGAGGACAUUUAUCCCGUGCACAUGGUUCUGGAUAACAAGGAUGGCAUCCAGGGUUCCUGCCAGUAUUUUAGAGAGAGAGUAGAUAUCACUGGUCAGGUCAGGAGGAAGGACUUGCAGCCAUGUUACACUUACACAGAAGCUGCUGAAAAGUGGGGAGAGAAACUUGUGAUUGUGGCUUCCCAGGAGCAGAGGUACAGAGCCCUGAUAGGAUGGGAGGGAGAUCCUGACUUAAAGCUCCCUGACUUCUCCUACUGCAUCCUGGAACGUUUGGGUCGGGCCAGGUGGCAAGGAGAGCUUCAGAGGGACCUCCACAGUGAGGCUUUCAAAGUGGAUGCUGGAAAGCUUCAUUAUCACCGCAGAGUGUUGGACAGAAGUGGUCUCAUCACACUGCAGCCCCAUGUCAUCAGGCUGCCCAGUGGGGCCCAGCAGCACUCAAUUCUCCUGCUUCUGACCCGUUUUCAUGUUGACAGGAGGAGCAAAUAUAAUAUCCUGAUGGAGACACUCUCCAGUAUGCUCAGUGCUCGUUCAAACCAGAUGGAAACACUGGGAAACUUAAGGGAAGAACUGGGUCUUUGUGAGAGAACUUUCAAGCGUCUCUAUCAGUACAUGAUGAAUGCUGGGCUAGCCAAGGUUGUAUCCAUCCCACUCCAGGACAUACACCCCAAUGGAGGACCCUACAAAACAAAGAAAGGCAAUGAUGUCAUGGUCCGUUGCCUGAAAUUAGUGAAGGAAUUUCGGAAGAAAAUGGAAGAUUAUCAGGAUGAUGAUGAUGAGGAGAUCAUCACAAAAGCUGUUCAGCCUGUGGAUAUUGUCUGUGAAAGGGAUAUGCUUACCCAGGCUUAUCAGCUAAUUGAAAGCAGAGGAACCAAAGGGAUUUCCCAAGCAGAACUUCGCAUGGCUAUGAACGUGGGGAAGCUGGAAGCAAGGAUGCUCUGUCGCCUCCUGGAUAGGUACAAAGUUGUCAAGGGCUUCAUGGAGGAUGAAGGUCGGCAGAGAACAACCAAGUACAUUUCAUACAUUUUUGCAGAGGAAAGUGACUUAAGCCGUCAGUUUGAGAGAGAGAAGGCCAGGAGUGAGCACUUAGCUACUGUGACUUUGGCUCCAGUGCCUGAAGAUUCCCCACCUGGGGAAGAUGUGUCUCCUGGAGAAGAUGACACUUUGGUCUCAGAGUCUGACAAUGAAGAAGAAGGGCAAGAUGGCAAGAAGAGAGGGAAAGGUCAGAAGGCCAGUCCUGGCUCUCUGUUGAAAUUAAGUUUCCAAGAUGAUACCCACCAGGCAACACCACCUAAAGACUCAAAGCCAACAGCUGUGAAAUCUCAGGGGAAGAAGCUGCCUUCUCCUCAGAUUGUUGAAGAACCUGAUGAGCUUCCAGACAACAUUUCAGGAGAGAGUUCUACUUUGGAAGCUCUAAAGCAGGAGUCCAGUCUUUCCACCUGUGCUCAUUCCACUGAUGAAGAGGGGGGUGUUGCUGUGGUGGAGGAGGUCAGACUGGAAGACCCUAAGAAGAUUUGUGUCCAGAAGAAGAAAAAGCGUUCCAAAGCUCCAGCAGUGGAGAGAUCCCACGAAACCUACCGGCUGCUGAAGCGCCGCAACCUGAUCGUGGAAGCGGUGCGGAACCUGCGGCUGAUCGAGAGCUUGUUCACCCUUCAGAAAAUGGUCAUGGAUCAAGAGAAGCAAGAAGGAGUCUCCACCAAAUGCUGCAAGAAGUCCAUUGUACGACUGGUGCAGAAGCUCGCCCGAGAAGGACUCCUCAGGCUCUAUCGUACCACAGUCAUUCAAGAUGGCAUCAGCAAAAAGGUGGAGUUUGUUGUGCAUCCUUCAGUGAGCCCCAGUGACCCCCUGGUGAGGAGUGCCAUCGAGCAGGUGCGUUUCCGCAUCUCCAGUUCCAGCACUGCAACCAGGAUUAAAGUUCCUCAGACACCAACAUCCCAGGACCAGGCUGAUGAAGAAAAUCUGGGGCAAGACACAGCUCUUGAUUCAGGAGAAGCACAAGAAGGCUCAUGUAAAGCUGACAGUCGGGCAAGAAAAACUGAUGAAAAAAUGGGCAUAACACAGCUAAAGAACUAUCACCCUGUUACAGUUCCAGGACUUGGGCGUUCUCUUGGCUUUCUUCCCAAAAUGCCCCGUUUAAGAAUGGUCCACAUGUUCCUGUGGUACUUAAUUUAUGGACACCCUUUAAAUGGAACACAGCAAAAAGGAGGCAGUGACAGUGAGAAAAAAGGCAUGGAUGUGAACACAGCUGUACUGGAAGCACAACCAGAUGGAACCUUAGAAAUUACAGCUGUGAUGAAUCCUGAAACCUCUGCAGAUGAGACUGAAGUAGACUUGUCCAAUCAGACAGUGUAUGUGGAUGACACGUCCUGGAUGCGCUAUGUCCCUCCUCUCCCAGUUCACAGGGAGUUUGGAUCUGGAUGGGCUCUUGUUAGUGACAUUCUUCUCUGCUUGCCCCUGUCACUCUUCAUUCAGAUAGUCCAAGUCAGCUACAAGGUGGAUGGUCUGGAGGAUUUUUUAAAUGAUCCAGUAAAAAAGCACACUCUGAUCAGGUUUCUUCCAAGGUCAAUCCGACAGCAGCUCCUCUACAAAAGGAGGUACAUCUUUUCAGUGGUAGAAAACCUUCAAAGAUUGUGUUAUAUGGGACUGAUACAGUUUGGCCCAACAGAGAAGUUUCAAGACAAAGACCAGGUCUUUGUGUACAUGAAGAGGAAUGCUGUGAUUGUUGACACCACAGUCUGUGACCCUCACUACAACCUGGCUCAAAGCAGCCGCCCCUUUGAGCGCCGCGUUUACCUUCUCAGCACCAUGCAGGACGUGGAAAACUUCUGGUUUGACUUGCAGUGUGUCUGCCUGAACACACCCCUGGGAGUUGUUCGCUGCCCUCGUUCAAAGAGAAGUAACCUGCAGGGAGAGGAGACUGCCCUGGAAAUGGAACAGGAGUCAGCAGUGGAUAAACACAACCUGGAAAGGAAGUGUGCCAUGCUGGAAUAUACCACAGGCAGCCGAGAGGUGGUUGAUGAUGGAACUAUCCCUGGAGAUGGCUUAGGAGCUGCAGGUCUGGAUUCCAGUUUUUAUGGGCAUCUGAAACGCAACUGGAUCUGGACAAGCUACAUCAUUGAUAAGACCAGAAAGGAAAGUCCAGGUUCUGAAAAUGGGCUGACAAUGAGACUCCAAACCUUCUUAACAAAGCAUCUCCUGCCACUGAGCACUGGAGGUAAUAAAAUUAAUAUUUUGGGAGAAGGAAAGGUAGAAUCUGAGUCACUUGUCCAGAAAGAGGAAUGCAUUGAAAUAAGUAAGGAACCAACCCAGGAUCGAACCGAACGAGUGAGAGGUGGAAAAAGCCAAAAGAGGAAGAAGCUGAGGAAGGACACUGGAAAGAAGACAAAGAAGAAGAAGAAAGAGGAGGAUUGUGUAGAAAAAAGCAAACGACUGAGGUACCACGAUAAAGCUGACCAGAGUGCCCUGCAGAGGAUGACACGGCUGCGUGUCACCUGGACAGUGCAGGAGGACAGUCUGCUCAUGCUCUGCCGCAUCGCCAGCCACGUGCUGAACGCAAAGGUGAAAGGACCCUUUGUUCCAUGGCAAGUGGUGCGGGACGUCAUGCACGCCACCUUCGAGGAGUCUCUGGAUAAAACUUCCCAUUCUGUUGGAAGAAGAGCUCGUUGUAUUGUCAAGAAUCCCCAGACCUACCUUAAUUAUAAAGUCUGCCUUGCUGAGGUUUACCAGGAUAAAGCUCUCAUUGAAGAUUUCAUGAACAGAGAAAAUAAUUAUGAAGAUCCCCAGGUAGGAGGCAGGCAGGCAGGCAUUUUAAAGGUCUGUGCAAAGGAGUUUAAAGAGUUUGUAGAAAGACUGAAAGAGAAAUUCAGUUCAACCCUGGGGAAUCCCAAACUUGAGAUUCCUGAUACUUUGCAGGAACUGUUUUCCAGAUUUCGAGUUCUGGCUAUUGGAGAAGACACAAAUCAAACCACAAAAGAAGACAGUCUGAGCAGUAUCUAUGAUAUUCAUUUCCUAGUGCUACAGAAUUUGAUUCAGAGCACUCUGGCACUCUCAGAUAACCAGAUGAAAACUUGCCAGUCAUUUCAGACAUUCCGUUUGUACCGGGAGUACCAGGAUGACAUCCUUGUGAAGGCUUUCCUGGAAUGCCAGAAGAGGAGCCUGGUCAAUCGCCGGCGAGUAAACCACACGCUGGGACCCAAGAAAAGGAGAGCUUUGCCUUUUGUACCCAUGUCCUACCAGCUCUCUCAGGGUUACUACAGAGUUUUUACGUGGAGGUUUCCAAGUACAAUUUGCACUGAGUCCUUUCAAUUCUUCAUGAAGCUUAAGGAUGCUGAAAGAUCUGACCAGCCAGAUAAAUUCUCCUUUAAAGAUGAAGAUAAGCAAGCACCAGAAGGAAUGAUUGCAUUUCCUAUGGAUGGACCUGGGGGCCAGUGUGUGGCAAUGCUUUCCCUCAUCUCCCUGGGACUUGUGUCUGUGAAUGUGAGAAUCCCAGAGCAGAUAGUCGUGGUGGACAGCACUAUGGUGGAAAAUGAAGUCAUCAAAAGUUUGGGAAAAGAAGGCCUUGAGGAUGAGGAUGAUGAUGAUGAUGAUUUAGAUGACAGCUCUGGAGCCAAACGGAGAAUAGAAAUAAAAUCUCGUCAGGCUUCUCACACCAAUUUCUUACUGAUGAGAGGUUACUAUGCCCCUGGAAUUGUCAGCACCAGGAGUCUGAGCCCCAGUGACAAUAUUGUGGUCAACUCCUGCCAGGUGAAGGUUAAGCUGAGAUGUACACCAGCUCCAGGAAGACUCAGCUCUCCAGUUCCUUCUCUGCUUGAUAACCUGACUGUGGGAGUCUCCUGCCUCCCAGAAACUUUUACCAGGGUAAUAAAAGUCCAAGAAGAAAACUACAAAGUUGAUUGGUUUGUUCAUCAGUGUACAGAACACUAUUGCUAUAAUCCCAGGGAUGUGACUGCUGGGCUGGAGAUCCGUGAUGCCAUAGAGGCAACUUCCCACUUUGGAAUCUGCAAAGCUGAGCUGGCCAAACGUUUCUGCACCUAUGAAGAGGUGGGACCUGAAAGGACCAGGAGCUUGGAGCAGUACAUCCAGGACCUUAUUGAAAUGCAGCAGGUCUUAGAAGUAGGAGGCCAUACAGUAAGGCUGGUGGCAAUCAUAUUUGCCAAGCCAUGGCUAUUACAUUCAGUAUGUCUGAAGAAUAAACCAGAUGAUUCUGACCAGCAAGGUGCAGACAGCACUCUCCCAGAUGUACACCAGGACUGCCUGCCCCCAGAUGCAAAGGGAGAAGAAGCUCUGAGAGAGGAGGAGCAGCUGGGAAAAGACCCACAGUCUGUCAGUGAUGAAGAACCCCCCAGGAAGAGAUGCAAGACCCAAAAUGAUGUCCUUCAGGAGGACAGUCAGCUCUGCCAGGGGUCACAAGAUGGAACUUUGGAAAGUCCAAAUGAAAUGAACUUUCCUAAGGGUGUGUCUGCUCCUGUCACAGUGGAAGAAGCUGUAGUUGUGGAUGAAGAAAGAGGCUCCCUGGGAGAGCAGACAGAACACCAAGCUGAACACCCAGUGGGUGCUGUGGAUGUGGACACGUGCAAGGAACAAGAUAAAUCUUCUGAGAACAAUGAGCUUGAAGAAGAGAAUGAUGAGCACAGCACUGAGCACACCAAGCAGAUCCCCACUCUUGAGCAAUCAGCCAGUGAGCAGGAUGAUGAUCUUUCCUACUUACAGGAGAACCCAGGUGUGUCUAAAGGAAGUUCUACAAGGGAGAUAUCCCAGGCAGCCAGGGAGCGGGCCUGUGAGAAUGUCUGCUUCAUCGGGAGGCCCUGGAGGAUCGUGGAUGGGAAUCUGAACAAGCCUGUGUGUAAGGGGAUGAUGGAAGCUGUGCUCUACCACGUCAUGACCAAGCCAGGCAUCCCAGAGGCCACGCUGGUGCAGCACUAUGAGGGGGUGCUGCAGCCUGUUGCUGUCCUGGAGAUCCUGCAGGGUCUGGAAGCUGUUGGUUGCAUCAAACGAUUCUACAUGAAAAAGCCAUCCCUGGUGUCACUCUUUUCUCAGCCAGUUGUGGAAGAACAACUCAACAACCCCAAACUGAGUGAAACUCCAACAGUCUACUACGAGCCUACAAUAGACUGCACUCUGAGGUUGGGGAGAGUGUUCCCCUCUGAAGUGAACUGGAAUAAAUGGGUGCAGAUUAUCCCUGCAUGAAAGAGGCAAAGGCAAGUCCUACUGAAGUGUUUUAGCCUGUGGGAGUGAGCAUUACAAUUUCUGCUCCCUCAUGUUUUUAUUAAGUUAUUUAUCCUUCUUACUUUUGAAUGUAUUUAAACCAAAAAUAAAGCCAAACAUUGACACAAGGUAGUA